Puma concolor (puma) is the source of this 1035-nucleotide messenger RNA. The record is from RefSeq and is a predicted model, not a curated record. NCBI's taxonomy places the organism in Eukaryota, Metazoa, Chordata, Mammalia, Carnivora, Felidae.
CAGGAAGAGAAGUUAAACUUCCAGAGAAACCCAAUGGACAGUCUCCACAACAGAUGGUAACAAAAACUCAUCCAGAUGGGGUGCAAGUGCUGUAAAAUGAUACAAAGCUAUCUCUUCGAUCCAGUUCAAGUGCCCUCCUCUGGCUACGUCAACGAGGUGAACAGCUGCAAGGUGGAUGAAGGGGGCGCUGGUAAAUGGAAAGGCAAACAGGGCAGCCAAGCCCCGGGGCAUCAAAACGAGCUGCAGAGCGAGGGCCUGAAGAGGACGGCCAGCAGGGGCAGAGCUGGCAGCGGGCAGGAGCCCCGCUGGCCUCCCCCGGGAUCGCCCCCUCUGGGGGACACGGUGGGGGGACCCUGCGCGGACAAGGCUGGCAGUGCCGUCAACGGCAUCGGCCCCACCGCCCCCCCGCAGCCCACUGGGGACCGUGGGCCCCACCAGGGCGAGAGGGGCUCCUGCGUCAGUACCGCCAACAGCGCCCCCCCGACUGCACCCUUCCGGGAAGGCUGGGGCCCCGGCAGACGGGACAGUGUGCUGCUGCCGGCCCUGCGAGAGACCCACGUCGUCCAAAGUGGGGACCCCAGAGCUGCUCUCAGGGCAGAAGGUCCUGCCUUGGAAGUACAAGACCACGACUUCCAGAUGCCAGCCCCAGAUUACCCUCCCCUUCGGGGCUCGGCUGGAGACACAGUUGACUGGGAAGAAAAGGACGGUCUUCCCGAGAGCCACCCUGAGGAGGGACCCCCGGCAGGCCUUCACCCCAGGGCGGGGGGACACGGCUUGAAUAUGCCCUUCCCCUUGAAGAGAAGCUGGGAUUCCUUAAAUGAGGCCGUGGCAACAGAAGCCCUAAGUGUCGGCUUCAAAGAAGAGGAUGCUGCUCAGGCCGUGCCCAGGGUCGAUUCGAGAACUGGGUGGGAGGGUGCGCCCGGCUCCACCGCAGACGGGAGUGGGGAUGCGGUGGACGAGGACGCGGCGGUGGCCGAAGCCCUUGCGGCUUUGGAAGCGGCCACUGCAGGAGAAGACGCGGAUGAGGCAGAUUAG